AUCAGUGACAUAUCGGUGUUUGUGUUGUGCAUUUUGCAAAUUUUGCAAUUAUAAAAUCACUGGAUAUCCGGUAAAAUAUAUGCUUUGUGCUGUGUUCAUCUCACUGACUGUUGUCCUGAGCAUCAAAUCUUAAUGAGAAGCGCACUUGCUUGAGACGUUACGCGGAGGAACUCGGGGAGAAUGCACGCCCAUCGAGGCGCCAGCCUUGCCAAGGAGGCGGCCGCCGAGGAGUUAUCAUCGGUCGAAAAAUACGAAUUAGAGUGGAUUGAACUUUGCACGGAUCUCUCGCAGUGUGAGCACUUGCUGAAGCUCCGCGAGAGAGCGAUCGAGGGUGACUUGAAGGUCUCCAAGUUCCGGAGUAUUUGCUGGGCUCUGCUGCUGCGAGCCUUCCAAUAUGAUCCGGUCAAUUGGCUGUUGCAGAGAAGGGAGGCGCGUUUGGCGUACCGCGAGCUGAAGACACAGUUCAACCAUAAUCCCUACCAAGGGAAUCUCUCGAGCAAUGAUGACCCACUUUCGCAAUCCAACGAGAGCGUGUGGAAUCAGCACUUCUGCGAUCAGGAGUUGAGCAAGCUCAUUCGACAGGAUGUCCAGCGAACCUUUCCGGGGAUUGACUUCUUCAGGAAGGCCUCGAUCCAGGAAAUAAUGACAAACAUUCUCUUCUGCUAUGCUCGAAGCAAUCCUCUCAUUUGCUACCGUCAAGGAAUGCAUGAACUCCUCGCGCCGCUGAUCUUUAUUAUUCACAGUGAUCAUCGCGUGUUGUCUCAUGUGCAGGAUCUCGUCAAGAGUGUUAAUCACACUCUAGAGGAGCUUUUGGAUCCAGAGUUCCUUGAAGAAGACAGCUAUGCUCUCUUUGUAAAGCUUAUGGAGAAGAUGGAAAAAUAUUACAAAAUCAGUGGAAUUGUUCCAGAUCCUUCAGGACAUUUGCCUUCCGUCUCCAGCACCUCAUCAAGAGCAUCCAAAGAUAAUGCCGUUGGCGAAAUUGAGAAAUACGUAAAGUCCCUCCAAAAUAACAUUCUCGCUCGGCAUGAUAUUCAACUACAGGAUCACAUGGCUAAGCUAGAUGUGCCUCUCUCAAUUCUGGCCAUUCGAUGGUUCCGCGUUCUCUACGGCCGUGAGUUCUCCUUUAUGGACAUUCUCAUCCUCUGGGAUGCGAUUUUUGCCUCUGGAAGUGAUCUCGAGCUUAUUCCCUAUGUCGCUGCAACAAUCCUCAUAAGUGUCCGAGAUGUUGUUCUUACGGCGGACUAUUCCACAGUCAUCAACACACUGAUGAAGUAUCCGAAUCCUGUAGAUAUCAGCCUCAUCGUCAAAUACUCUCUCCACAUGAUGCGGCCAGAGAAGUACUUAAGACCCAGUGGAGUAUUCGUCUACGUUCCUCCGCGGUACAUCAAGCAGAUCUCUCUGGACUCGCCGCGAUCGAUGACUCUGCCGAAGAACAACGCCCUGUUCGCUUCACGUCCUCGCAGAGAGAGUGAGAGACAGAGGACGUCCUCCUUGUCGAGGAUUCACACCUCGCACUACCUGCAGAACUUGGCUGUUAUGAAUGUGAUGACUGACACGAAUCUGGACUACCACGACAGCGAAGUGGUGGAGGGAUACUUGGUGAACGAUCCGACUGUCAUGCGACUGGAACUCCUGCAUGCAUACAGUAUUAUGAACAUAACAAAGUCAAAACUGCUGCGAUAUCUCACGGUUCUGAAGCAACAUGCGCCCGGACAUGGAGCUCAUGAGUACUACCGGGUCAUGGAUGGUAUUGAGGAGCUCUGUGAUCUUCUGGCAUCGCGACAUUCUGCUUCCACGAGUGUUCGCCAGCCUCCUGUGGAGCCGGCCCUUGAAGCCAAUGAGACUGGACAUGGGAGACCAUUGGAUGCUCCUCAUCCGCCCAACACUCUGCCUCUGGCACGUCGCCGGAAGCCCAAAAUGCCGGAGAGAAGCGACUCAGCACGGAAUCUCAGGAGAACUGACAUUGAUCACUCAUUCGAGGUGGUGCCAGUGGAAGAGCCCUUGACUUACCGUGGUGAUCAAUCACACUGGACAACAGACAGUGACGGGGAAGUCACUUCUGGCAGUUAUGAGAAGCCCAACACAAUCCUGUCGCGAAAGAUGGCCAAGAUCAUCGGAGAUCGGAAGUCUUUGGAGAUGAAGAUUAUGCAGAGACAUGGGGGAGCUUCUGGCAGCAACGAUCGCACUGAGGAUCAAGUGAUUGCACAGAAAAUCGUUCCACAUCCUGAGAAGAUGAAGUAUCCUUCGAGUGAACAAUGAAUUUUCCUUUUGUCGAAUGUUUUAUGUGAUACCGACAGCUUCAAAUUUUGAAGAGAUUUUUUUUACAUGAUCUAAGAAUGAAUGUAUUAACACAUUUACAUAAUCACAAAAUAAAGAUUAUAUCUGAG
Molecule: messenger RNA, 2387 nt
Organism: Phlebotomus argentipes
Lineage: Eukaryota; Metazoa; Arthropoda; Insecta; Diptera; Psychodidae
Gene: TBC1D5
Product: TBC1 domain family member 5
Exons: 6
Coding region: 181-2259 (692 amino acids)
Biological process (GO): activation of GTPase activity
Molecular function (GO): GTPase activator activity
Source: RefSeq, a predicted model, not a curated record